Pseudovirgaria hyperparasitica is the source of this 2127-nucleotide messenger RNA. Its product is annotated as kinesin. Gene Ontology annotation, molecular function: microtubule binding; ATP binding; microtubule motor activity. Bases 208 to 1872 code for a protein of 554 amino acids. Gene Ontology annotation, biological process: microtubule-based movement. The record is from RefSeq and is a predicted model, not a curated record. Lineage: Eukaryota; Fungi; Ascomycota; Dothideomycetes; Acrospermales; Acrospermaceae. The transcript has 3 exons.
UGAUAUAUUGGCGCGAAUAUCCGACGAAUGUUGCUAGAUGGUUGUGUGAGCUGACUUUCAUGUUGUAUAGUUGCCGAGCUGGAGACCUCAAGGACUGAACUGUCAUCGGCCAACACUAAACUCACAGAGAGCUUGCACGAACUUAAGGGUGAAUUACUGACGGCGAAUCACGAACUCAAUGGCGCGAAGAGGAGUCACUCAUUCGACAUGGAUGAUUUACGGCGGAGAACAGAGCGUGAGGUUGAAGCUCUGAAUGAGAAAUUCCAACGAGAGCUGCGGCUUGAGAAGGAACGCACCGAGAAAGUUGCAGAAAAGGUGACGAAAGAUUUCGAGGAGCAGCUUGAGCAUAUGGAGAAAGCGCACAAAGAGCUUUUGCAUGACCAGGAACGCCAAAUCCGCGGCGAACUCGAAGAGGAAAGAAAUAAACGGAGCAGAGAAAUCCAGGAGCUUGCUGCGCAAAGCACACUGCGACUGCAAGAAACCAGCCAAGAUCUUGAACGAAAAGCCAGGGAAGCAGACGAUGUCCGCAGAGAGCGAGAUGAGACUGCUGCGGCCCUCCAGCGAGAGAAGAGUCUCCGAACAAGCCUUGAAGACAAAUUGACAGAAGCAUCUGCCAAUAAUAUGACAUUGGAGACAGCGAACCGGGCAAUGAAGGCAAAGAUUGACUUUUUAGAAUCUGACAAUCAGGCCCAGUCGAACUCCUUCGCAGACUUGCACCGACUGAAACAAGAAGCCGAGGAAGCCAUGAAUGUAGCUCUUGAAAAGCUACGAACCGAGGAAACCUUACGUCGGAAGCUCCAUAACCAAGUCCAAGAGUUGAAAGGGAACAUUCGUGUAAUGUGUCGAGUACGGCCAGCUUCAGAUUCGGAAGCCGAAGAUGCUGCUAAGAUCGCAUUCCCCGAUGCCGAGCUGGACUGUAAGGAGGUCACAGUGCAAGGACCGGAAAAGACCAGCGCUCUCGGAGUUGUGACCACGUCCAAUAAUGCAUUCUCCUUCGAUCGAGUCUUUGCACCUGCGUCGCAUAACGCUGAGAUAUUCGAAGAGAUCAGUCAGCUGGUUCAGAGUGCCUUGGACGGAUACAACGUAUGCAUCUUUUGUUACGGCCAAACAGGAUCCGGAAAGACGUUCACCAUGUCCAGUGUCGACGGUAUGAUCCCACGCGCAACGGCACAGAUAUACUCUGAGGCUCAGCGACUGGCUGAGAAGGGCUGGACAUACAAGAUGGAAGGCUCAUUCGUCGAAGUCUACAACGAAAACUUGAACGACCUUCUUGGCAAGGCCGAAGAACUCGACAAGAAGAAGCUUGAAAUACGGCACGAUCUUCAGAAGAAGACAACGACCAUCACAGACAUCACAACCGUAGAGCUUGAUUCUGCGGACAGAGUCGAAGAGAUAAUGCAACGUGCAGCUGCAAACCGCACUGUAGCAGCCACCAAAGCGAACAGUCGAUCUUCGCGUAGUCAUUCUGUCUUCAUUCUGAAGCUCAUCGGAGAGAACAGUAUGACAGGUGAGAGAUCCGAGGGAACGCUCAACCUCGUGGAUCUUGCGGGUAGCGAACGACUUGCACACUCACAGGCCGCCGGGGACCGACUCAAGGAAACGCAAAACAUCAACAAGAGCUUGAGUUGUCUCGGAGAUGUCAUUGGUGCCCUAGGGCAGGGUAAAGAGGGCACGCAUAUUCCAUACCGGAACAGCAAACUGACGUACCUUUUGCAAAACUCUCUUGGCGGGAAUUCCAAGACUCUUAUGUUUGUAAUGAUAUCGCCGCUUCAGGCCCAUUUGUCUGAGACGCUCACGAGUCUGAAGUUUGCCACCAAGGUACACAAUACGCACAUUGGUACAGCAAAGAAACAGUCCAAAGUAAAGGAAUGAUGACGACAUCUUGCAAAGCGAUGCAGUGCGCCCUUUGGCUACCUUUUGUUUUUAAAGUGUACCUGAUAGCUAUGUCUUUGCGUUGCGUGCAAAGUCCAAUCCGUUGUUUUUUCCGAGUCACGUUGCAUAGAGGCGUUUUGGGGCCAGUGAAUUGGCAUGGAGUAUGACUGUUGUCUGAUAUUGCAUACAUGAGAGUUCAACUCUCCAAUUUAGCGCAUACUGCGCGUGAAUCUACUCUUUGUCAUAAAAUGCCUG